Messenger RNA from Dicrocoelium dendriticum, 1583 nucleotides. Lineage: Eukaryota; Metazoa; Platyhelminthes; Trematoda; Plagiorchiida; Dicrocoeliidae. The record is from the annotation of a GenBank genome assembly.
AUGCUCCAUUUCUUGUCUAUUUUGCUUCAAGCAGCACAACGAAAGUGCGUUUUCCCGUUUUUCGCUCAUGGGAGACGAUACACAUCAUGUUCAGAAGAUGGUUAUUGUUCGACGACUCGUAUUUAUCGAGGUGAACAAACUGUUUGUGAACAUCCAGUACCCAAACCCUUCGUACACAAAACAUUGGUCAGAUACCGCUAUCCUCAUAUGGUCGUUUGCGAACCGCAGGAGAGUGGCUUUCGUGAACCAUUAAUGGUUGCGCUUAUUCGAGUGGUAAAGGAACCCUGGUUGCGUCAGCUCCGUCCUGGAGUCAUCGAGGUUUUGAAGCCUCAGAAAGAGGACCCUUACUAUGUGGAAUGUUUUUAUCUUCACCACGAGGAUAACAGAAUACGAAUCCCCGUCUAUAAAGGUCGGAAGCUUGCAUUGAACGGCAAUCCUACUUAUGAAACACGCAACCUGAAACCGUCCGACAGUUUGACCUGUGGACAGCAGGUUCCUGUUUACUCGGAGUUGGCGCACUCAGAAGAUGCGCUUGAGUUAUUCAUCCCACCGGGACAGGCAACACAUUUGGGCACCUUUGAUGUAAUGAGCAUCCACACGUGGCGCGUUAAACAAUACGCCGCAGCCGGUACUUGGUUAAUUGCUUGUCGCAUGGACUGGAAGGUGGUCACAUGGUUGGAUGUUACAGUGGAUGGUUAUCCGAAUGAAGCCGUAAUAAAACCUUGGCACCCGGAGCUGCUUUCAUUUGACGAAAAGACAAUGUUCGAGUGCACCUCAGAUAAUGCUGCUCAUGUUGCAUCGGCCAAAAUGAUCUUCCGCCAUCUUUCGGGUCCACCAUUGUUCCAUGUGUCACAGCCACGUUUUACACUGAACCAGAAUUGGAGACCUGAUUCCAAGGACAGCAUUUCUACUUACAAAUGCCUGGUUAGGAAGGAAGAAUUCGAGGUGGAAACAAUUGUGAGGACAAAACUGACUAACGCUACGCUCCCAACACUCAUCCUGACUCCAGAGUCUGAGCUCCUUCCACUAGGGAAACGGAAUCACACCUUCCGCUGUGAAGUCACUGGGAAAAGAAACUUUAUCAAUGGUACAAUUCACCUGUCCGUGGAUAGCUUCACUCGUGUACCUGGCUCGACAACAUUUCCAACAGUCAGUAAAGCACCUUCCUCACAAGAAAUUACGAUCAGCUUCCGUGAUUGUGCACAGUUAAUCGUGGGCUGUUCUUACAUUAAUGGGUCGACGUUACGACGUAUUGAGCGAAUCUAUAAACCAAAAGUUAAAGAAACGGUGAAUCCCUCACACGGUUGUCGGCCAAUCCGAGUCCAGUAAUCGAAUCCGUUACGCCCGCCUCCCAUUGGCUGUCUGGCUUGCUCGGUUGGUCCAUCCGCUCACUCUGAUCUGACACUUCCAUCACGUAUAAUGUAGACGGAAUUACUUUUCCCCACGGGUUUACCAACCCUGGAACCCUGUUCCAGACUCCGUUUUGUUUUCCCUUUCUUUGCACAUUUUCAAAAAGGCGAUUGAAUCUUAUUGGUAGCUCCCAACACUUCGUUGCCCUAACUACGCCAUUGGGGAUUACCUUU